AAAAAAACUCAGGCAAAGUCACAGCCUUAAAAUUGUUCCCUGGAAGAAGCGUGAGUGGAGAAGUGUGAGAAGAUGAAUGGACCAGUGGAUGGCUUGUGUGACCACUCUCUAAGUGAAGAAGGAGCCUUCAUGUUCACGUCGGAGUCUGUGGGAGAGGGACACCCAGAUAAGAUCUGUGACCAGAUCAGUGACGCAGUGCUGGAUGCCCACCUCAAGCAAGACCCCAAUGCCAAGGUGGCCUGUGAGACGGUGUGCAAGACCGGCAUGGUGCUGCUGUGUGGCGAGAUCACUUCAAUGGCCAUGGUGGAUUACCAGCGAGUGGUGAGGGACACCAUCAAGCACAUCGGCUAUGAUGACUCGGCCAAGGGCUUUGACUUCAAGACUUGCAACGUGCUGGUGGCUUUGGAGCAGCAAUCCCCGGAUAUUGCCCAGUGCGUCCAUCUGGACAGAAACGAGGAGGAUGUCGGGGCAGGAGAUCAGGGUUUGAUGUUCGGCUACGCCACCGACGAGACAGAGGAGUGCAUGCCCCUCACCAUCAUCCUUGCCCACAAGCUCAAUGCCCGGAUGGCGGACCUCAGGCGCUCCGGCCUCCUCCCCUGGCUGCGGCCUGACUCUAAGACUCAGGUGACAGUUCAGUACAUGCAGGACAAUGGCGCAGUCAUCCCCGUGCGCAUCCACACCAUCGUCAUCUCCGUGCAGCACAACGAAGACAUCACGCUGGAGGAGAUGCGCAGGGCCCUGAAGGAGCAGGUCAUCAGGGCCGUAGUGCCGGCCAAGUACCUGGACAAAGACACCAUCUACCACCUGCAGCCCAGUGGGCGGUUUGUCAUUGGAGGUCCCCAGGGGGAUGCGGGUGUCACUGGCCGUAAGAUUAUUGUGGACACCUAUGGUGGCUGGGGGGCUCAUGGUGGUGGGGCCUUCUCUGGGAAGGACUACACCAAGGUGGACCGCUCAGCUGCAUACGCUGCCCGCUGGGUGGCCAAGUCUCUGGUGAAGGCAGGGCUCUGCCGGAGAGUGCUCGUCCAGGUUUCCUAUGCCAUUGGUGUGGCCGAGCCGCUGUCCAUUUCCAUCUUCACCUACGGAACCUCUCAGAAGACAGAGCAAGAGCUGCUGGAUGUGGUGCGUAAGAACUUCGACCUCCGGCCGGGUGUCAUUGUCAGGGAUUUGGACUUGAAGAAGCCCAUCUACCAGAAGACAGCAUGCUACGGCCAUUUCGGAAGAAGCGAGUUCCCAUGGGAGGUUCCCAAGAAGCUUGUGUUUUAGAGCCAGGGGAGCUGGGCCUGGUCUCACCCUGGAGGCGCCUGGUGGCCAUGCUCCUCUUCCCCAGAGCCCUGGCUGCUGAUGGCCUUCCCCACCCACCAACCCUCGGGGCAAAGCCAGGUUCCUCUCAUUUAGCCUGUUCUGUCAUCAUCAUGGCCGGCUGGAGGCAGGGGCUUCCUGGUGCUGGAGGCUGGCUCUUGAUUCUGAGUGCAUUUGGAGGGAGGGAGGGGCCCUUCGGAUGCCCCAUCCAGGGAGGCUGGUCCUAAGGCCUCACGUUAAAUAGGCGGGGCUUGCCUUCUGGUGUUGGACAAGCUUGAGAUGUCACGAAGAGAUUCUGCCUUUGCCAGGUGA
Mandrillus leucophaeus (drill) is the source of this 1611-nucleotide messenger RNA. RefSeq names its product methionine adenosyltransferase I, alpha (gene MAT1A). The record is from RefSeq and is a predicted model, not a curated record. The coding region runs from base 73 to 1263 and encodes 396 amino acids. NCBI's taxonomy places the organism in Eukaryota, Metazoa, Chordata, Mammalia, Primates, Cercopithecidae. The transcript has 11 exons. Gene Ontology annotation, cellular component: cytosol. Gene Ontology annotation, biological process: S-adenosylmethionine biosynthetic process. Gene Ontology annotation, molecular function: methionine adenosyltransferase activity; ATP binding.